AAAUAAUCCCACCUCGCUAACAAACAAACACACACACACCAACCCCCGCAAGAACAGCUAAGCCAAGUUGCGGCCAUGGUGUUCGACGCGGGGACCGGCAGCGGCGGCGGCUCGCCGGCGGUGGGGAACCCUCUCCGCGUGAUCCUGACGGCGGCGUUCGCUCGGCAGGUGGCGGUGGGGCGGUGGUUCACGGUGUUCGCGAGCCUGCUGAUCCUGACGGCGUCGGGAGCGACGUACAUCUUCGGCAUCUACUCGCGGGCGCUGAAGGAGGCGCUGGGCUACGACCAGAGGACGCUCAACACCGUCUCCUUCUUCAAGGACCUCGGCGCCAACCUCGGCGUGCUCUCGGGCCUCAUCAACGAGGUGACGCCGCCGUGGGUGGUGCUGGCCAUCGGCGCCGCCAUGAACCUGUCGGGGUACCUGAUGGUGUACCUCGCCGUGGCCGGGAGGACGGGCGCGCCGCCGGUGUGGCUGGUGUGCCUGUACGUGUUCGUCGGGGCCAACUCGCAGUCGUUCGCCAACACCGGCGCGCUGGUCACCUGCGUCAAGAACUUCCCGGAGAGCCGCGGCGUGGUGCUGGGGAUACUGAAGGGGUUCGUCGGCCUCAGCGGCGCCGUGUACACGCAGCUCUACCUGGCGUUCUACGGCGACGACGCCAAGUCGCUGAUCCUGCUCAUCGCGUGGCUGCCGGCGGCGGUGUCGGUGGUGUUCGUCCACACGAUACGGAUCAUGCCGUACCCGCGCCGCCGCGGCGGGCAGGAGACGAGCAGCGACCCGUUCUUCUGCUUCCUCUACAUCUCCAUCGGCCUCGCCUGCUACCUCCUCGUCAUGAUCGUCGUGCAGAGGCAGUUCGCCUUCUCCCGCACCGCCUACGCCUGCGCCGCCGCCGCGCUCCUCAUCAUCCUCUUCCUCCCGCUCUGCGUCGUCAUCAAGCAGGAGUUCAAGAUCCACCGCGAGCGCCAGGAGCUCGACGCCGCCGAACUGCCGCCGACCAUCGCCGUCCUCGACCACGUCCAAAUGUCGAACACCACCACCAAGAAGGAGAAAGAGACAGAGACGGAAGCAGAGCAGCGGCGGCCUUCGUCUCCAGCGCCGGCGGAGGCGUGUUCGUCGUGCAUGGGCAGGUGGGUGAAGACCAUGUUCCGGCCGCCGGCGAGGGGGGAGGACUACACCAUCCUGCAGGCGCUGGUGAGCGUGGACAUGCUGGUGCUGUUCGUGGCGACCAUCUGCGGCGUCGGCGGGACGCUGACGGCGAUCGACAACAUGGGACAGAUCGGGCAGUCGCUGGGCUACCCGGCGAAGAGCAUCAACACCUUCGUCUCGCUCAUCAGCAUCUGGAACUACGCCGGCCGCGUCACCGCCGGCUUCGCCUCGGAGGUGUUCCUCGAGCGGUACCGCCUCCCGCGGCCGCUCAUGCUCACCGGUGUGCUCCUCCUCGCCGGCGCCGGCCACCUCCUCAUCGCGCUCGGCGUGCCGCGGUCGCUCUACGCCGCCUCCGUCAUCAUCGGCUUCUGCUUCGGCGCGCAGUGGCCGCUCGUCUUCGCCAUCAUCUCCGAGGUGUUCGGCCUCAAGUACUACUCCACGCUCUACAACUUCGGCGGCAUGGCCAGCCCCGUCGGCUCCUACAUCCUCAACGUGCGCGUCGCCGGGAGGCUCUACGACGCGGAGGCGGACCGGCAGCCCGGCCGCGGCCUCGCCGCCGGCGCCGGGCGCGACAAGGUGUGCCUCGGCGUGGACUGCUUCAAGCACUCGUUCCUCAUCAUCACGGCGGCCACCGUGUUCGGCGCGCUCGUCUCGCUGGUGCUCGUCUGGAGGACGUGGAGCUUCUACAAGGGGGACAUCUACGCGAGAUUCCGCGACGGCUCCGCCGCCGGAGAGGGAGCGGGAGGCCGGUUGCCGGUCGAGCAGCCGCAGCGGCGGCGGCGGCGGCCGGAGGAGGAGGAGUCAACGGCGGUCUAAGGAAGCAAAGAAUGAGGUGGUGAGAGUGCUUGGUGGUAGGUUGACUUAGUCAAUGAUGAUGUGUAUCAACUCGUUGCUGACGUGGCAUGGAAGCUAGCAUUACAAAAGCACACGAGAGUAAGAAAAAAUCAGGAGUUCCCAAAUCCGGUUGUGAAUUCGGUGAACACCCAACAACGACACAUCGGGAAUUUCUUCAUGCAAUUACAAGUUUUUGCUACUUGCUUUGGAAACUUUUGAUUUCGUGUCACCACGAUUUCAACAAAUUAUGUCGAAUGUAAAUAUAAGUAUACUCACUGCAUUCUAUAAUAUAUUGGGUAAUUACCUUUUCCCAUGUCGCAUAGGAUAAGGUUUAUAUUAUAUGUAACACCUAUUAACUCGCACAUCUUUUUUUCUCUA
This is a messenger RNA of Oryza brachyantha (malo sina), 2355 nucleotides long. RefSeq names its product protein NUCLEAR FUSION DEFECTIVE 4-like. Bases 76 to 1959 code for a protein of 627 amino acids. The record is from RefSeq and is a predicted model, not a curated record. The transcript has a single exon. Gene Ontology annotation, cellular component: membrane. Lineage: Eukaryota; Viridiplantae; Streptophyta; Magnoliopsida; Poales; Poaceae.